AGUCCAGCCCUUGACAGGGAGAUCAAGGCUUGGCUUCGCUCGGUUGUGCGAGUUUCGCCACAUCCCUGCUGCGACGCUCGCAUGCUGCCGAUCCGUCGUCAAUUCGCAAUCGGAGCAGUGAGCCCAGCCCGGCAGUGGCUGCUCGCUGCAGCCCAGCUCACCCAACUCAACCCAACGCCCCCAUCACUCCCUCAGUCGCCCCGCAUGAAAAGCGGAGCACUGGCGUGAGAAGCUCACUGUCGAGCAGGGAGAUGAGAAUUGUAGGGCUGGGUGGGGCAGUAAAAUCUUGAUUGAGACACAUCGUCAGCCGUGGCGGUGUGAGGAGGGAAACGCAUCGGUUUUGGUCGGUCACUGAGAUCUCGAGUGGCGUCGCUGCUCUAGGAGCGAGUGCUUUCGUCACGCACGGCUCUCCUCGUCGCGCCGCGUCGUUCUUCUUAGGGCUGCAUUACGACCCCUGCGACAGAAGGCGGCGACGAUGGCGAUGGACAGGUCGCUGUCGGCGGUGUCGCACAGCUCGAUGCUGCUGCUGUCACUCGUGCUCCUCGGCACGUGCCUGUGGGCUAUGCUCAGCACGCCCGUGAGCCACUGUCUCAUGGCGUACCAGUUACCGCUAGUGAUAAUCGCGGCGGUGCUGCUGCUCGCCGCCAUCGUUGGGCUGCUGUCGCUCGCGUGCGACCACGGCGGGCUGGGCUGCCUGCACCUCUCGCUCGCGCUCGCCGCCAUCCUCGCGCUCGUCGGCUACACCAUCUUCUUGUUCGUGGUGACGGGGGGCGGCGCGGCGGAGAAGAGCCGCGGGCAGACGGUGUACGCGCCGGCGACGUUCUCCUCGUGGAUGCAGAACCAGGUGUACAACGACGCCACGUGGACCACGCUGCAGACGUGUCUCAAGGACAUCCACACGUGCAGCGACCUGCGGGACUAUGCGCCCGCGCAGCUGCAGGGGAAGCAACUGUCCCCCGUUGAGGCGGGGUGCUGCCUGCCCCCCGAGAACUGCUUCGUGAACUCCUCGCUACCCACCUACUUCUCCUUCGCCUUCGACCUCCCCACCACCAACGCCCCUCCCAUCACCGAAAACCCCCCCGCCGCCGCUCCCGGGCGCGACCCCCGCAACUGCAGCGCGUUCAGCCUGGAGUCGAGCCAGCUGUGCUACAGCUGCGAGUACUGCAAGGGCGGCGUGAUACAGCAGCUCAAGUCCGACUUCCUCACCGAGGCGUACUUCAGUGUGGGCGUGGCCAGUACCAUGCUGGUGGUGGCGUUUAUCAUGUGCUGCACGCAGUGCGGCCGGGGCAAGAGGGAUGAUGACAAGAGGCGGCUGCUGGACGACAGGAGCAGCAUCAGCAUGAGCCGCACCGCCAGCUUUCAGGGGCCCCACCUCAACCGCGUCAACACGUACCAGAGCCAAGGCGGGCCCCAGUUUAACCGCGUUAACACAUACCAGAGCCAGGGCGGGCCGGAAUUCAAUCGGGUGAAUACUUACCAGAGCUCUGGCGGGGAUCCGGAGUUCCAGAGGGCCAACACUUACCAAAGCGGCAGGGAUGGGUCGCAGUUCACCCGCCCCAUGUCGGGGCAGGGGCCCAGGCGCCCGAUGAAUCAGCAUCAGGGGUACGGGAGGAUCGGAGAAAUGCCAUCACCCCGAGACAGUGAUUACGGGAUGGACGAACCGGAUCUUUCGAGAAACAAGACCUGGAGUGGCAGCAACCCGCCUCCCAUGGAGGCAAGGACGCCGCGGGGAGGUGGGGGGAGAGGGAGAGGGAGGGGCCGUGGGAGGGGGCGGGCGGGUAGGGGAAGGGGAGGGAGGACACCUGAGCAAGGGGAAGGGCAUGUGCGAAGCGAGACCUGGGGAUCGGAGGGCGGCGGGAGGAGUGUGGGUCCAGAUGAGUACAUGGAAACGCCGCCACGCUCCCAGGAGAGACCGCAAAGCUCUCCAAGACCAGUGGCACCUCCACAGGGGGCACCUCCACCCAUGGCACCUGAACCAGUGGCACAUCAACACGAGGAUGAAGAUGUGGAGGCACAAGCAGGCACUAACAUAGAUCUGUACGACUAGUCACUUGUGGAUUGGUUGUUUGUUGGGCGGGGCUUAAUGCGUUUGGGAGUAGAUAACACGGGAUUUCUCAUAUGGUAAAUCAGACGAUCAUGCUUCGUUUUGCUCUUGUAUA
Messenger RNA from Closterium sp. NIES-67, 2159 nucleotides. Lineage: Eukaryota; Viridiplantae; Streptophyta; Zygnematophyceae; Desmidiales; Closteriaceae. The record is from the annotation of a GenBank genome assembly.